AUGGCACGAGGACGGCCUUCAGGAAGCAAGAACAAAUCAGGUCAUUUGGCCGGAGGAGAUAGAAAAUCAAGGAAGUACAAGAAACGAUUGGAAGAGGAAAAAGGGGAACAACAACGACGCACCGAUGAUUUUUUCAAACAGAGAAAGAAAGCAGUGGAACCUCCCAAAUGGACAGAUCACCCGGUAUGCGAAAAAAACUUUGAAGAAUCGCAAAGAAUGCUUGCAGAAGUGCUCGAUCACCCGUCAAUGCCCAAAGGGAAAAAUGUGCCUACGCUUGGUAUCAUUGACUCUACAUCCGACAAUUGGAAUGUCACCUAUGACACUUCGCCUACUACAGACAAUGAAGCCAAAUACUACAGAAGGGCGAUUAUGCCUCCCAAGUGCACGCCAUUGCAAGCAUUUCUUGAUCAUGCAAAGGGUCAGAUUGAAAACAAUGGCCUCUGGAAGUGCCGCCAAUACUACUAUCGGACGCUUGAGUCACCAUUGGCUUGUGGCCUUGGGUCGUCGCCAGCUCCAGACAAGUUCUAUUUGCCAGAUAUGGUUCGGAUUUGGAAACCCAAGGAACAGUUCCACAGCAUUCAGUUUGAUUACAAGUGCCCCGACUGCAAAUCUUGUUCCAUAGAACACAACGCACAGACUUGGCGUCCAGCAUUUGAGCACAAUGAGAUCCGAUGGGUCUAUUGCCAUCGCUUGCUCUGUAAAGAUUGUAAGGCUAUGUUUAGUUCAACUGAUCCUUCUUUCCUUGGAAUGCUUCCCACUAGCAUUGCAGAAAGCUUUGAGUUUGUCUUCCCCCCACAAGGACCUGGGGUGCAUCGAGUCAUGCUUCGUCGGUUGUCACUGCAAAUAGACAAUCAUGUCCUUUUUGGAGCAUGGGCCCGUGAGGUCAAUGAUCUCAUGUGGGAAAAGUACUUUCAAAAGUGCAAUCAGUACUAUGAAGUCUUAAAUGAUUGGCUUGGAAAAUGGCCAUCACCUUCCUGCUAUGACGGCAUGGUGCCUUUGCACGCAAGGGUUGGGAAGGGGGAAUAUGAUGGCCGACCGAUUGUCCCCUACUCAGCAUUUGGUGCAGCUGGGCAUCAUAAUGGAAUCAUGAUGACAGAAGGCCUGGCAAAGACACUGUUUCGGCUUGUAGAAGGCGGCAAAAGAUUUCAAUAUAAUCAGAAUUCUUCACUGGCGAUUUCCUGCCAACUUUAUUUCAAUUCCGAAAUGGUAUUAAUGCAACCCGGUAUGGUCGAGAGUGGAGACGCCAUGUUCACAAGUCAAUCAUGA
Molecule: messenger RNA, 1266 nt
Organism: Cylindrotheca closterium
Lineage: Eukaryota; Bacillariophyta; Bacillariophyceae; Bacillariales; Bacillariaceae
Source: the annotation of a GenBank genome assembly